GGCGCCCUAGAAGCUGCGGCGGCGGCGGCGGUUUGGAGGCGGCCAGAGAACACCGGCCGUGCUGCCCUCUCUCCCUUUACCACCGCCGCCCGGUCACCUGCCCUGCCUCGUCUUUCCCCAUAACCUCCCCGGGGAAGGAACAAGAUGUCUAAUCCAAAAACCACCUCAAGUGACAGCAAUGACUCUCAGAACACAGACUGUAAUCCUAGAAAAGUAAGGGACCAUGAAGACAGCCAUGGCGGAGACAUGCCUAGCCUCUGCCUACCUGACAUUCCACCUUCCAGUCCUCCCCAAAUUCUUUCUGUGUCAGAACUCAUGGAAACAGCCAAUGAAGUCUCGAAAAUGACCAUAGCACAUGAAAUUGUAGUAAACCAUGACUUCAAAUUGCAAGAGGUGAAUUUCUUACCAAACAGUUUGGAAAGCAGAGUUAAAGAGACAUUGCAUAAAGCUUUUUGGGACAUUCUGAGAGAACAGCUCUCCAAAACACCACCAGACUAUUCCCAUGCUAUCAAGCUACUUCAAGAAAUCAAAGAGACCCUACUGUCCUUGCUCCUGCCCCGACAACAUCGUCUGCAAAGUCAGAUUGAAGAAACUCUGGACAUGGAGCUGAUAAAACAGGAGGCUGAGCAUGGUGCUUUAGAUAUCCCCAACCUCACCGCUUACAUCUUAGGUACAAUGGCAAUGCUCUGUGCACCUGUUAGAGAUGAGGAGAUACAGAGACUACGAGUCAUGGCAGACCCAGUUCAUCUGCUCAGAGAGAUCUUCAGAGUUCUGAACCUAAUGAAAAUGGAUAUGGUAAAUUUUACCAUACAAAGCCUUCGACCCCAUCUGCAAGAGCACUCUGUUGAGUAUGAAAGGAAAAAAUUCCAGGAGCUCCUGAAGAAGCUACCAGGUGGCCUCACUUGCACAACUGAGUGGUUGCGCAAGGCAGCAGCUGAAAUAUCAACCUCUGAUGUGCUACCCUCCUCAUCCACCUUUGAGACCAAUGGAUCAUCUGUUCCACCCUCCUCUCCGGCUGCUAGAGAAGCGUUAUCUGUCCAUAGUCCCACAGCUGUGCUAAACCAAGCAUACAUGGACUUGCUGCAUUGGGAGCCUGGAAAAGAAUAUCCUGAGACUAUGUUGAUGGACAAAGCCCGCUUGGAUGCCCUUCAGAUGAAAGUGAAUCAGCUAGCCAUUAUUGCUGCAGUCCUACUAGUGAGCAGCAGUACAUGUGGAAGUGGAGUGUUCAGCUCACCAGGAUGUGGAGAUAGGCUAAAAAGGGUAAUAAAAGCCCUUCUGGGAGGACUUCCUGACACAAGGUUAGAAGAUGUUUUAAUGGAUAUCAGCAAUCAAAUGCAUGAGGAAGUUAACAACAUUCUCCUGCAGUUGGGGUAUCCUGUUCUCAGCACUGACAAGGCUGCUUCACUUAAAGGCCAACUCAGGAGUCUUGCAGAGAAGGACAAUGCAGUACGAAUUCUAAUUGAGCAACGGAUCCAAACUUUUCUUAGGCUUUGUUUGUAUCCUGGUGGCCAGAAUGCUAAGAAUCUACCCCAAGGCCUUGCUCCUAUUCAAGAAGAAUUACUGGAAGUGGGCCAGAGGUUUGGCAGUUUGAUUCAUCACAACAGACAGGUGUUUGGUCCCUACUACUCAGGGAUACUGAAGAAAUUGCUGCUUCCAGAGGGAAAAUCUGAAGCCGGGACAGAUUCCCAUUAACAAUCUAAAACAAGCAGCACACACAACGGCAGGGAGAGGGGGAGGAAAAAAACUGGCAAUUGUUCAGACUGUGUUUUGGCUCAGAGUCCACUGCAAUCAAGUGAGCAGCUGUCCUGCUCUGUGCUGUGAUACCUAAAGCACUCAUACAGCUGGACUAUUGAAGCUGUGGGAUACAGUUACACAAAUACCAACUGACAAUGCCAAGUUUGCCGCAGUAAACCUUUAAACAGCUCAGAAUGUUGUCUUGUGUUUUUAGACUAGCUGGUGCAUUUUCCAUCAAAUGGGAAGGGCAAAACUAGGGACCUGAUCUUGUAGCCAUUAAUGUAGAAGGUAAUUAAUUUCAGUGAAACUAGAUAUACAAGCGUAUUCAGGAUUAAGCCUUGUUAAUAAACAAUACAGACCAGUAUACCACA
Molecule: messenger RNA, 2105 nt
Organism: Lacerta agilis (Sand lizard)
Lineage: Eukaryota; Metazoa; Chordata; Lepidosauria; Squamata; Lacertidae
Gene: TCP11
Product: t-complex 11
Exons: 10
Coding region: 145-1692 (515 amino acids)
Biological process (GO): regulation of sperm capacitation
Cellular component (GO): acrosomal vesicle; sperm flagellum
Source: RefSeq, a predicted model, not a curated record